Messenger RNA from Athalia rosae (coleseed sawfly), 1744 nucleotides. It is a transcript of the gene Dronc, whose product is annotated as caspase-3. The coding region runs from base 252 to 1556 and encodes 434 amino acids. Gene Ontology annotation, molecular function: cysteine-type endopeptidase activity. The record is from RefSeq and is a predicted model, not a curated record. The transcript has 7 exons. NCBI's taxonomy places the organism in Eukaryota, Metazoa, Arthropoda, Insecta, Hymenoptera, Athaliidae. Gene Ontology annotation, biological process: regulation of apoptotic process; proteolysis.
CUCGACCUGACCUAACGUAACAAUAUGCGAAAUACAUAUGUUUGACCACCACAUAACUGAGUGAUGAAAUAGCUUACAACCUCAUAAUAAUUUAGAUGGCUUGAAACUUACUUGAAAUCCACGUACAGUUUUGCAAAAUUCAAAAAUUAAGUUAGAAUAUCCACGCACCCUUGAUCUUCAGUUAAUGAUCUGUAAAAAACAAUCACCAGAUGAACUAAAAAUUAAAGGUCGUUGACUGAAGUAGGCUCAAAAUGAAUACCGAAGACUGUGACAGAAUCACCAAUAACUGUGCCAGACUUGUGCCAGAAAUAAAUUGGCCUCAAAUUUUUCCAAAACUAUUAGAGCACAAAAUAUUUCGAUUGGAGGAUAAAAAUGUGAUGCGAUGGAAGGAAAACCUGGAUAACAUCGAUAACAAUCGUGAGAUGUAUUUGAGGAUAAAGUCUCGAGGCCCUAACGCUUUCAAUAGUCUUGUUCGGUGUUUGGAAGAAGUAGGUCGCGACGACUUAGCCAAUAUUUUAAAACCUAGCAAUACAAAUGACCAAGUAGAUAAUGAUAUAGGAGAAAUGAUUCAUGAAAUGAAUGGAAAUAUCGAAGAUUCAAUCGACACAAUGACACCAGUUGAGUACAGCAACGAAGUACAAGAUGACUACUACAGAAAACUCCAAAUCACAGAAGUGCCAUUGACAGUGCAAGUGAUAAAGUCUAAAAAAUUCUAUGAUAACUUUGUUGAUAAGGUGAUGUGCUAUGAUAUGAGGACUGAGCCACGGGGGUUGGUUCUGAUUAUUAAUAAUAUCUCCUUCCCUCACAGAGAGGAAGGUAGGCAAGGUGCUGAACAUGAUGAAAAAAAUUUGAAAGAUCUGUUUCUGCAAAUGGGCUUUGAAGUAAUCCCCAAACGCAACAAGACUAGCCAUGAGAUACAAGAAAUUUUGAAGACGUUUUCACAGAACCCAAAAUUACGGCAUGUGUCUUCAAUGUUUGUUAUAGUAAUGAGCCAUGGGGGACAAAAGAUAGAUUCUGAUUCAAGGACAACAGAUUCUGAUAGUGUGGUUUUUGGAACUGAUGAAAGAACCAUUCCCGUUUCAAAGAUUUUGAAUCUCUUUACAGCAACAUCGUGCGAAAAUAUGUGCAGGAAGCCUAAAAUAUUUAUCUUUCAGACAUGCAGAGGCGAUAAAACACAGCAGCUCGUCAAUGCAACAACUGUUCCCAUGGGCAGAUGUUCGUCGGAUGCUGGACAGUCUGUAGAAUCCAAACCACCUGCAGUGCCAGCAGGCUACCGUGAUUUUUCCGAUAUGUUGGUUGCAUACUCCACACUACCUGGUUUUGAAGCAAAUCGUGACAAACUUACUGGAAGUUGGUACAUCCAAGCUUUCUGUGAAGUGAUGAUGAAUCAUGCACAUGAUACAGAAUUGAGCAGAUUGUUGCAAAUGACCGACGACAGACUUGCCUGGAUGAAUGAUAAGUACCAUGGAUGCCAGACAUCGGUAUUCAUGAAUUAUGGAUUCAACAAGCAAUGCUUUUUGAAUCCUGGAUUUUUCACGCGUGAAACAGAUACCUAACAUUGCCACGUAAUAAUAAUUCUAAUAAUUCUAUACCGAAAUGGCAAUAUUAUCUUAUUUAGAAUACGUCAUCAAAGUAUUGUAAUUUUCGUGAUAGAGGUCGUAAAAUUGCAUUUAUUAAUUAACUAGCUCUCGGUAUUUAGUUUUAGUGAUGAUUGAAAUUAAAGAGCAAAAACUGGUGAAUUCAA